Molecule: messenger RNA, 420 nt
Organism: Chlorella variabilis
Lineage: Eukaryota; Viridiplantae; Chlorophyta; Trebouxiophyceae; Chlorellales; Chlorellaceae
Product: expressed protein
Exons: 3
Coding region: 1-420 (139 amino acids)
Biological process (GO): mitochondrial tRNA 3'-end processing
Cellular component (GO): mitochondrion
Molecular function (GO): 3'-tRNA processing endoribonuclease activity
Source: RefSeq, a predicted model, not a curated record
AUGCAAGCGCACCUGGUGACCGCACCUGGAGAUGGGGUGGCGCCCGCGGUGCUGCUCAGCCUGCCUGGCAGCGCCUGCGACGGGCGGGGGCAGGCGGCGGCGCAGUACUUGUUCAACGUGCCCGAAGGCUUCUCCCGCCUGGUGCUGGAGCACAGGCUGCGCCCAGGCGCGGGGCUGCGGGCGGCGUUUGCAAGCGACAUGGCCUCCUUGGCUGGGUUUGGGGGCCUAGUCAUGCGGCUACGAGGAGAGGGCCACGGGCAGCUGCAUGUGGUUGGGCCCACAGGCACCCGUGCCGCUGUGUGCAGCCUGCACCACUUCAUCCACUGGCGCCACCCGGCUGUUCUGGUCGAGGAGAUGGCACCCUGGGAGGCGCAGCCGACGGUGUACCAGGCAAGCAAGUGGUGCAGGCCUGCAGCCUAG